AUGUCGUUAGCGGCCAAUUAUUACUCCUCAAUAUUCGUACUGAUUCAGUCCAUUGCUAUGAAAAGAAUCAAUCCGUCGAUGUUGCCAGAGCUGAAAACACGAUUAAUCCAGCCGAUAUAUGAUCAAAUAUCUGACUAUAUACAGCUUGAAGAGUUGCGUGAAAAAGAAAAGAAGAAUAAUGAGCGUAAGGCUCCCACACUUCCUGAAGGAAUGCAGUUGGACGUGGGACCAUCCUUUGAAGGAUCAAUUGUUGAUCAGAUGCAAUUGAUGCUAUUUGAGUGCGAGCAAGCAAGGAGUUUUGUGGAAGAAGCUCUGCGAAGUUCUUCGUAG
Molecule: messenger RNA, 330 nt
Organism: Cylicostephanus goldi
Lineage: Eukaryota; Metazoa; Nematoda; Chromadorea; Rhabditida; Strongylidae
Source: the annotation of a GenBank genome assembly